AUGAGGGACUAUUUGGUUAAUAUAAAACCGCAAUAUUUGAGUUGCCUUUGGGACAAAGGUGAUUGGACCCAGGCCCACGGUGAUAGUAAGGCGUCAGCUCGUGGUGCCUAUGUCAUGAAGAGCAUGAAGACAAGUACUCAGCCACCAGAGUACCGGGUUCUGAUUUUGCACGAAAAGGAGCCUUUGUUAAACUUCACUAUGCCGGGCAACCCGAAUGAGAAUGGUUCGACCGAUCCUCCUACCUCACAGGAUGUUAUCGAUGCUGUUACAAUUGAACUCGGUAAGAUCGGCAAGUAG
Molecule: messenger RNA, 297 nt
Organism: Penicillium hordei
Lineage: Eukaryota; Fungi; Ascomycota; Eurotiomycetes; Eurotiales; Aspergillaceae
Exons: 1
Coding region: 1-297 (98 amino acids)
Source: RefSeq, a predicted model, not a curated record